Closterium sp. Naga37s-1 is the source of this 1590-nucleotide messenger RNA. The record is from the annotation of a GenBank genome assembly. Lineage: Eukaryota; Viridiplantae; Streptophyta; Zygnematophyceae; Desmidiales; Closteriaceae.
AUGCAGGUGCGGCGGCUGGAGGCGGAGGGGCUGACGGCGCGGCAGGCGGAGGCGAUAACGCAGCUGAUCGCGGAGGUGCUGCACGACAGCCUCGACUCCGUCGCACACACCUUCGUCUCCAAGCCCGACUUGAACAAGUCGGAAAUGGUGGCGGAAGCAGCCCUGGUGAAGCUCAAGGCGGAAGUGCAGAGCACGCUUGACCUGAAGUUCGCGGCGUUGCAGAGGGAGGUGGAGGGGCUCAAGAUCGGAGUGGACAAGGUGAAGAGCGAGAUACGAUACGAGGUGGACAAGGUAACAGCAGGGCAGAGGCUCGACUUGAAUCUUGAGAAGGGGCGGGUGAAGGAGGAGAUGAACGUGCAACUACAGGAGAUGAAUAUCUUGUCAAAUAAGCUGGAUAAGGAAAUAAACAAUCUGAAGACACAACUCGAAGCCGCCAAGUUUGAGAUUAUUCGGUAUUGCAUAGGUACAUUGGUUUCCAUCAGUGCUCUCGGCUUAGUGCAGUGCGCGGCGCGAGGAGCAGCAGGCAUGGUGUUCAUCUCGCUACUGGAGCCCUCACGCGACGACGCUAAGCGCUGCUGCCAGCUCACAAGAUCUCUCCCCCUCAACUACCCGUCGCAGCUAGUGGGCGUUACAAGAGGCGGCGUGGGUGCCGUAACCAGAGCCGUGAGCGCAUGGCAGGGUGGGCAGCACGGGGGAGAGGCUGGCUUGGCAGAGGAGCAGCUGGGCAGUAGCAGCAGCAGCAGCAGCAGCAGGAUUAGGAGUGACAAGGUGGGAAGCAGCAGCAGUGGCAGUAUUGAUGACUACAAGAGCGACGGCAGCAGCAGCAGCAGGAGGAGGGGCGGAGUGGGAGGGAGGGAGUGGUGGCGGGUGGACGGAGGGGCGUUCAGGUGCAUGCACAGGUGUGAGAAGGUGGGCAGAGGGGACACGGCCUUCCGCCACUGCCAGCAGCUGGUGGGCACAUGGAGGCACUUCAACCUGGGAUGGACAUGGGCUCUCUCCGUCCCGCCACCAUCCACACAUCCCUCUAAGACCACCAUCACCACAUCCACUCGCUCUCCUCCUCCUCCUCCUCCCUCUCCUCGCCUCGCAUCUGUGGGAGAUACCGUGUGUGUGGCAGCGCGCUCGCUCUUCCUCACCCCCCCAUGGACCAUGAACCCCCUCCGAGUCAUCUUCUCCGAUACAUCCCCUCCUCUCCCCGCUCCUCCUCUCACACCCUCCUCCUCGACACCCACCCGCUCGCACCCCACCGCCACCACCAUCACCCUCUCCUCCUCCUCUCCCACUGCAAGCCCUGAGUCUGCCCGCAGCAUGGGCACGGCACCACCAGGCAUCUCGCUCACAGCAGCAUACUCUGUGGGCAGUGGCACUGUCCAAGGCCACUUCCUGGAGGGGGAAGAGCGGUUUCUGGUGGGGAUGGACGGCAACAAGGAUGUGUGGUUCGAGAUCCUCUCCAUAUCACGCCCCGCCAACCCACUCGCCCUUGCCUUCUCUCCUCUCGCAAGAUUCAUGCAGCGUAGAUUCGCUGAAGAUGCCAUGGGCUCGGUUAGAGGACUCUUGCAGAAUGAGACUGCUAUUCUGGAGGGGAAGUGA